This is a messenger RNA of Phacochoerus africanus (Common warthog), 5356 nucleotides long. RefSeq names its product vasohibin 1 (gene VASH1). Bases 88 to 1176 code for a protein of 362 amino acids. The record is from RefSeq and is a predicted model, not a curated record. Lineage: Eukaryota; Metazoa; Chordata; Mammalia; Artiodactyla; Suidae. Gene Ontology annotation, biological process: regulation of angiogenesis. The transcript has 8 exons. Gene Ontology annotation, cellular component: cytoplasm.
UGGACUUUGCGCUCGGUUGGGCACUUUGUAAACUUCCCCGGCAGCUCUGCACCGGCGUCGCAAGGCCUUUUGCGAGAGGAUUUGGGAAUGCCAGGAGGGAAGAAGGUGAUCGGGGGCAGCAGUGGUGCUGUCCCCACUGCCACUGCUGCCCCCUCUGGGGUCAGGCGUUUGGAGACCAGCGAAGGGGCCUCAGCCCAGAGAGAUGAUGAGCCAGAAGAAGAAGGGGAAGAGGACCUGCGAGAUGGAGGCAUCCCCUUCUUUGUCAAUCGGGGUGGACUCCCUGUGGAUGAGGCCACUUGGGAAAGGAUGUGGAAGCAUGUGGCCAAGAUCCACCCUGAUGGGGAGAAGGUGGCUCAGCGGAUCCGUGGGGCCACGGACCUGCCCAAGAUUCCCAUACCGAGUGUGCCUACGUUCCAGCCCUCUACGCCUGUCCCCGAGCGUCUGGAAGCCGUGCAGCGCUACAUCAGGGAGCUGCAGUACAAUCACACGGGGACACAGUUCUUUGAAAUUAAGAAGAGCAGACCUCUGACAGGGCUGAUGGACCUGGCCAAGGAAAUGACCAAAGAGGCUCUGCCAAUCAAAUGCCUGGAAGCUGUGAUCCUGGGAAUUUACCUCACCAACAGCAUGCCCACCCUGGAACGCUUCCCCAUCAGCUUCAAGACCUACUUCUCAGGGAACUACUUCCGCCACAUCGUGCUGGGGGUGAACUUCGGGGGCCGCUACGGGGCGCUGGGCAUGAGCCGGCGCGAGGACCUGAUGUACAAGCCGCCGGCCUUCCGCACGCUCAGCGAGCUUGUGCUGGACUACGAGGCCGCCUACAGCCGCUGCUGGCACGUGCUGAAGAAGGUGAAGCUGGGCCAGUGCGUGUCCCACGACCCGCACAGCGUGGAGCAGAUCGAGUGGAAGCACUCGGUCCUGGAUGUGGAGAAGCUGGGCCGCGAGGACCUCCGCAAGGAGCUGGAGCGGCACGCCCGCGACAUGCGGCUCAAGAUUGGCAAAGGGGCCGGCCCUCCCUCCCCUACCAAGGACCGGAAGAAGGAUGUAUCCUCCCCGCAGCGGGGCCAGUCCAGCCCCCACCGAAGGAACAGCCGCAGCGAAAGGCGGCCUUCUGGUGAGAAGAAGCCUUCGGAGCCCAAAGCCAUGCCAGACCUCAAUGGGUACCAGAUCCGGGUGUGAGGCAGGUGGCAGCACCCCAGCCUCACCCACUUCUAGGGGCCAGGAUCCACCUGCCAGAACCAGCCUCACCCCUGGGGAACGUGGGGCUGACUAUGGGGUGGCACGAGGGGCAGCAGGAAGAGCUCAUCCCAGCUCAGCCACCCAAGCUGCUGCCCCUGCCGCUGGGCCAAGCCCCCUAACUUUGGACCAAGAAGCAGUUAAGGGUUCAAGUUUGAGUUUUUAACUCAACAGCUGAAAUUUAAGGUAUUUGGAAAAAACUUAAAACUAAUGGAUCUGCCAGGGGCUGGAAGGCCAGUGCUUAUAAGAUCUGAGUGCCGCAGCGCUGGGUAGGGAGGGGUUGCUGGCUCUGCUGGUACCCCUGUCCCUGAGGUCUCUCUGGGAUUUGGGUCCAUCCUGUCUACGGGAGACCUCCCAGCCCUGCCAGGCCUGUGGCGGGACAGGGGGGGAGGGAUGGAGGUGUUUCUCCAGUCCUGCCUGUCCUGGCAGAAUCUUGACCCAGGGAAAGGAAAGCAGGGUAGGAACCAUCCCGGGAAAGGUCCGUGUGGGCCAUAUCAGGCGCAUGGCACAGGCCACAUCUGCCCCAAGAGCCAGAGAGCGUGACCCAGGAGGGCCCUUCUGCCCUUGCAGCCUCACGGACAGUGCUGUGUGGGCUGACACUGCCUAGUGGCAGGGCCCAUGCUGGGGUGGGCUGUAUGACAGCCCCGGAGACAACCACUCCGGGGCGAGGCGGGGGGGAGAGUUCCUGGGCCUUUACCUGGUCUUCUUACUCAGCCCAGCUCUGCCUCUUGCUGAAGCAGGGCCUCCUUGUAGAGGGGCUGGGCUUUGCCAAGAGCCCAGAGGUGCACUGGGCUCAGCAUGACUGUGGGGGGUUGAACAGACCUAGGGGGUCCAGGAACCAUGGCUGGGGAUGGGGUGGGACUGUCCCCCUGGUAGGUAGUCCCCAGGGGUGGGCACUGCUGCUCCCCCUUCCUGCUGCCUUAGCCCUUGCUGGAGAAACGACAACCAGACCAGGAUCCCUGUGUCCCAGGCCCACCUCCCCUUGUGUAGCAUCCCAGGGCUGGACGGCCCGCGGGUGAUCAGGCCUGUUACAUGUGGUGGCUCAUCAGGGAGGAACCUGAACAGCUCGAGGGUGCACAGCCUGCCUGGCGGGCAAGUGAGAAGUGGUAGAGAGAGGCUGGCGGGGUUGGGGGAAGGUUCUGGAGGCUCAAGCCACAAAGCAGCGUAGGUCAGGAGGGCAGUGUGGCCACCAAGGAGAGACACAGCGUAAGAACUGGGGAGGCGUACGUGAGAGAGAAUGUGGGGGAGAGUUUAGAAGAUCAGGCUGCCUUGAGGAGUGGCGAGUUCCCUAUUGCUGGAGGUAUUCAAGCGAAGACUAGAUGGCUACUUGUCAGGAAGCUAUAGAGAGGAUGCAGGUUAUGGAAGGAUAGCUGUUUGAGAUGGCCACUGUGGUUUCUUCAUGCUGAGAGGCUAUGAUUCAGCCAGGGGCAGCUGUCCGUAGGGAUGCAGAGGGGGUGGGGUUGAGGGGGCUGGAAAAGGGAGGAUGAGAACCAGAAGCGUAAACUCAGAUGCCUCCAGGACCAGGCAGGUGAUUGAAAGGAGAGCUGCAGGGCUGGGUGGGGAUAGUGGCAAACUAAAGACAUACCCCAUUAAAACACCCACUGCCGCUGCUGCUCAGCUGUUCUCAGAGUACAGGGUCUGCAUUACCAGCUUGUCUGAUUUCUUUUCAAAGGUCAGAACUCUGAAUUUUUACAUGAAAUGUGCUGAUCUUUAAAUGUUGGCAAUCCAUUCAGAAAACGGGAAAGAUUGACAGUGUGUAAUCUUGGAAGUCGAGGGCACUUAUGCUGGGGAGAGGUCCACUGAGACACGUGGAGGUGGAAGGUUCUAGGCUUCCUGGAGCAGGCUGGGCCAGGGCAGGGGCCUCACUGCUGACGCUGCUCCCAGAGUGGGCAGCGGCCCCUGGCUCAUCCCCUCUCUCCCUGCAGACCAGAGUCCCGCCAGGCACUCCCGGAGGUUGCUCUGUCACCAGAGGGGGUGGAGUGGAAGAGAGAGAGUGCAGUUCUCAGCCGGCCAGGGAGAUGCACGGUGCCGCGAAGCAGAGGGAGGGAGACAGGAUGCGUUUACCGAUGCGAGUCCCUGUCAGGAGGCCCCAGGGCUCGCAGCUCUUCAAACCAGCAGCUCUUGGCCCAGAGCCAGGCCUAGCAGGGACGCCAGCUAGUCAUUCCCUUGGGUUUCUCAUAGGUCACUGGGCCCUAGGGAGAUGCCUAACCUGCCCCCUGGGCUACACCCCAGCCAGACCAUUCUGAGGGCCGUCAUGACCCUUAACUCACCAUCCCAUCCAUCCCAGUUUUCAGGGAAAGGGGUGGUGGGUCCCCACAUUCGCCUGAGGCAGAGAUGGAUCCCUUUGGGAGGCAUGAGACUGAAAACGAGACCUUUUGUGGGUCUGGAUGUGGGUGCCUCGUGCAGGCUACUCACCAUCCCAUCCAUCCCAGUUUUCAGGGAAAGGGGUGGUGGGUCCCCACAUUCGCCUGAGGCAGAGAUGGAUCCCUUUGGGAGGCAUGAGACUGAAAACGAGACCUUUUGUGGGUCUGGAUGUGGGUGCCUCGUGCAGGCUCCUCACCAGCAGACCCCAGAUGCCCCUGUGGACCACAAGACUUGAGGGUGAGAUGCGAGAGGGAGCUGGGGUCAGGGAGACGUGGGGAAGCUGCUCUUGGUACCAGUGCCCAGCAGGACACUGUGACCUACAGGCUCUUUCCUGAGCGGUCUGGGGAGAAGGAAGCAGAAUGAGCCCCAACCCCUACUGCUGCCCCCCAGGGGGGGACCCGCCACCUCCAGCUGAUGACUCCCUAGAACUCCUCCUUCCUAGCUGAGACCUCGGGCCUGUGGACACCCACAGGGUACAGCGGUGCUUUUUAAUUUAUUUUUAACUCUUUCACAUAUGUAGCAAGCCCUCCUCCCCUUCUGGGCAUGUUUACACAGGCUCUGCUCCCCGGGGCUGGCCUGGCUGCAGAUUCCGGGGAGGCAGAGGCAGGGACUUUGGGGCCUUAGUCACCAUCCUCAGUAUCACCUCAUCUCACUUCCUGUGAGGGACUGGGCCUGGCUGCUCCUGACUCAGGACUGCCUUCCAGCACGCAGAGUGGGCUCCUCUGCCCCGGGGGGCAGGGGCUGCUGGCUGAGGAGGGGGAAAGGGGAGGGGACAAAGCUGCUGGAUGAAGGUGGGUCAGCAUGGGGGUGACUGCUCCCCAAAGCCUUGCUCUGUGCUGACUGCCAGGUCAGAGCACUGGGAAACUGCGUUUCGAGCCUUCCCGCCUGCCUGCUGGCCGGUCCUCUCCCUCAUGUGGCUUCAGCACAGUCCCAUUCCCCUCGCCCAUGCCACCAGCCACCCCACCCUUCCUGGACAUGGCCAUGCGGGGAGAGCAGCAUCCCCAGCCCCUGGGCUGUGACGAUGAAGCCUCAGGCCGGGGUUCUGAGGAGCAGAAAGAGCCCAGAGGUUGGCCAUGGCUGGUUUCUCGCCCUCUCUGUCAUCUCACGCCACCCCCCCCCACCAGCCCUUCCAGCUUGGACCUGACUUUGGGCCCUGAGACGAGGUCUAAUUCUGGCCGGUAGCGUGUCCAGAGGCCUGUGCGCCUGAGUCUUCUGCCCGGGUUGUCUUGGGCUCAGCUGCAGCAGCAUCCUCAGGCCCACCGGCUGGUCUCAGAACACGGGUGGCAGCUGGACCCAGGAUAUUGAGCGCAUUCUUUGUGCCGGAGGCUGGCUGUGUUGAAGUCCCCACUCCCCCAUUCACUGAGAAACCAAGAAACCAGUGUGGAGGGUAGGGCGGUCCUCUGGAGGAGCGUGGGGUGGGGGGCCAGGCGGGGCCACUGUGGUGCUUGCUGCAAGUCCGCCACUAUUGACCCCCCCACCCCAGCCCAUCUGGGUAGUCCAGAGUCCCAAGUUCCCCUUUUUCUUCAAGUCUGGCGAGAAGAAUUUCGGCGCACUUGGCCUGGGUGCCUGGUGGUGGACACCCUGCCCUUAGGCUCUGUGUCCAGCUGCCCUGUUGUCCUGGACCUGAUUCCUCCUCUUGUCAUGUCAGUAUUGCCCCCUCCCUCUUACUUUUACACGUGGUCUCAUUCCUGCUCUCACUCUUUCCUUGAAAUGAAUAAAGUCUCCCCAGCUCGGCUGUGUGGGCUGCGUGGAAACCACA